Molecule: messenger RNA, 1665 nt
Organism: Exaiptasia diaphana
Lineage: Eukaryota; Metazoa; Cnidaria; Anthozoa; Actiniaria; Aiptasiidae
Product: gamma-secretase subunit PEN-2
Exons: 3
Coding region: 73-378 (101 amino acids)
Cellular component (GO): gamma-secretase complex
Source: RefSeq, a predicted model, not a curated record
AUAGACGACGAAAAAAGAAAGGAAAUGAGUGCAUGCUAUUGAUUCUUAGUUGAAAAUCGGUCUCUUUAAUCAAUGGAUUUGAGAAAGGUCUCCGACGAUGAGAAAGUUAGAUUAUGUAGAAAGUAUACAAUCAUUGGAUUGGCUUUCUUGCCGUUUCUUUGGUUCAUAAAUGUCGUAUGGUUCUUYAAGGAAGCAUUUUGUCGARAYUSUUUYCCUGGUCAAGUUCAAAUGAGAGGAGAUAUUAUCAAGUCAGGUAUAGGACUAGCAAUAUGGAUAGCUGGACUUGUUGCAUGGAUUGUAAUAUUUCAAAACAACCGUGCUGCUUGGGGACCAUUUGGUGAUCAGAUAUCUUUCCUGAUUCCUUUGGGUCGACCAUAGUUUAUAAUAGUGAUGUAAAUGAUAUUCAUGAAGAAAAUAUCCUCUUCAAUUCAACAAUGAAUCAGAUGAUGUCAGCCAAUUCUUGUACCAAUACAAAUUGCUGGAUCAAAAUAUUUUUUUAGAAGCUUCAACUGCCUCUAUAACAAAGCCUCUGUAGUAAAAUCAUGUAAUCAUAAAUCAAAAUCAAGUCAUUUGUUAGUAAUUAAGAAUACAGUAAAAACCUGCAUAUAUUAACUUAUUUUGGUAGUUCAGGCUGAUUUGGUUCUUAUAUUAAGGGUUAUAAAUGUUAAUAUUUGGUCCCCUUUGUUAAGCCCACAAUAAUCUAUAUAAUGUCAAUAAUCACAAUAAUAACAAUAAUCUGCAAAAAUCAGCCUGUAAGUGUUCUUAAGUGUUCUUAAAAAAAGUUUCCAAAAAUAAGGAACAUACUAGACUACCAAUAGAUGAAAUCAGUACAGUACAUAUUUUUAUUUUGUUUAAUAUUUUGUUACAUAUAAUGUGAUGUGUGCAAUGAAAAAUAGUGUUGAUCUUAAAUAUUUUUCCAUAUAAGAACAACUUUCAUMUGUCAGGCUGAAAGUGUUCUUAUAUAAAUGGUACUUAAUUUCCUAAAAUCAGGCCUGGAUGUUCUUAAUUCACUUGUUCUUAAAUGCAGGUUUUUACUGUAAUCAAAUUAGACAUAAAACCCAGUUUAUAACUGGUAUAGAGUAGGAAUUUAUAGCAAUGUUUUUACUUUUACCUAUGUAAAUAUCACAAUUAUUUAAAUCCUGGUUCUAAUUAUUAUUAAGAUAAAAUUAAUGAAGUUUGAUUAUUUUSAUAACAUCAUUUACCAAAAGUGAGUUUCAGUCUAUUAAGAGUUGUAAUUAUUGUUCAUGGCUGCAUAAAAAACUCAUGUCAACCAUGGUWUAUGGAAUUCGCCUUGUAUGAGCUUGGAUGUUCUGUAUAAUAGUUAAAACACUUAUUUACUGGAACCGAGGGAAACAGUAUGYUUUAUGGUCCCGAGGGACCGCAAAACAUACUGUUUCCCGAGGUUUCCAGUVAAUAAGUGCUUUAUUAUCAUAUCAAGUGUCAAAGAGAGCAAAACAAGUAAAUAAAUGAAGUGUUUUKAUUAAKGAUUUUGAUAAAAUGACUGAAAAAUGGCAAAUGAUACAUAAUGCAAAUGUCAAAUGUUACUAAAAUCAAUCAAUGUAAUAAUCAAUCAAUAUAAUAAUAAUUGUGUUUAGGACAUGUAAAAUGUGUCRAAUCAUGUUGAAUGCAGUCUGCUUGUUAAAUAAAUCAGUGUCUGUUACUCUG